Messenger RNA from Naegleria gruberi, 1116 nucleotides. RefSeq lists its product as uncharacterized. The transcript has a single exon. Lineage: Eukaryota; Heterolobosea; Eutetramitea; Acrasida; Naegleriidae. The coding region runs from base 1 to 1116 and encodes 371 amino acids. The record is from RefSeq and is a predicted model, not a curated record. Gene Ontology annotation, molecular function: protein binding.
AUGAAGAUAUUCAUUCUGCUACUAGUGCUGACAACAGUUGUCAUUCAUGGCCAAACAACAUCGGUUCAUGAUUGGGAGAAGAAACAAAAUAUGCUCACCAAGAGAAGUGACCUUUCGGCUCAAACUAUUGGAAACUUGAUUUAUUUGACUGGUGGAUGUACUUCUAAUCAACCAAUAGCAAAAGAUGCCACUUGUCCAUCAAUCACCAAUUCAAUGGAAAUUUACAAUCCACAAACUAAUUCAUUUACUUUUGGAAAAGCAAUGCCUAGGCCAAGAUAUAGACACACUACUGUUGCUAUUCAAAAUAGAUAUUUAUUUGUGAUUGGUGGAAGAGAUUUGAAUGAGAAUAUUAUUACCCAAGUGGAUGUAUUCGAUACUGUUAAUGGAAACUGGACGAUACAUAAUGCUACGUUGACUUCUGACUGUUGUUCUGACUCUAUUGCUUUCGUAUUGAAGGAUAGCAAUGGAAAUGAGAAUAUUUACUUACCUGGUGGAUAUUACGCCAAUUACACAACCUCAGGAAAAGUUUUACAGUUGACUACCAAAAAUGGAGUUUAUUCUGGAACAUUCCAAUCAGGUUUAGUUUCAGAUAUGAAUGUCAAAAGAGGUGAUUCCAUGACAUUAACCUAUAAUAAUAAGGCCUAUGUAAUUGGUGGAUUUUUGGAAGAUAAUUUUUGUAAACCAAUUACAACUGUGGAAGUAUACGAUUCCUCAACUAAUAAGUGGACAAUUACAUCACCACUUUCACAUGAGAGAGCUGAUGGUGCUGCUAUCAUGGUUGGUUCUGCAUUAUUUGUUUUGGGAGGAGAAUCUAAGGAUAAAUCAUGUAAUGUUUCAUUACCUGUCAGUGAUGUUGAGAAAUUUGACACUGCUAGCGGGAAAUGGAGUGAUUUUGUGGCUCUUCCAACAGCUCGUUUUAGACAAACUGGUGAAAUUGUCAACAAUGUCAUGUAUGUGUUUGGUGGACAAAUUGAAAUUGAGAUAGCUCAGCAAUAUUCAGUUUUGGAUUGGACCUAUGCUUACAAUUUCACAGAUUUUGUAAAGAUUUCUGCAGCCAACUCGCAAAUAAUUUCAUGGAUAUUUGUUUUCUCAUUACUUUUCAUUCUAGUAGUAUAA